AUGCAGGGCGGCGGCGGCGGCGGUGAUCAAGCAGGAGGGAUCCUGGGCAUGGACAUGGGCGUGGGGUACGCUGGCGGCAGCGGCGCCGAGUGCUCGUCGUCGGCUUCGGCGGCGGCUGCUGCUGCCGCGGCCGCAGCCGCCGACGCGGCGGAGGCGGAGGAGCGGCAGUUGCUCAAGGGGGAGAUCGUGGUGCACCCGCUGUGCGAGCAGCUGGUGGCGGCGCACGUGGGGUGCCUGCGCGUGGCGACGCCCAUCGACCACUUCCCCCUCAUCGACGCGCAGCUCGCGCAGUCCAGCGGCCUCCUCCACUCCUACGCCGCCCACCACCGCCCCUUCCUCUCCCCGCACGACAAGCACGACCUCGACUCCUUCCUCGCGCAGUACCUGAUGCUGCUGUGCUCGUUCCGGGAGCAGCUGCAGCAGCACGUCCGGGUGCACGCCGUGGAGGCCGUCAUGGCGUGCCGCGAGAUCGAGCAGUCCCUGCAGGACCUCACCGGGGCCGAUCCGUGUCCUAACCAGGCCGACGGCCGUGGUGGCAUGGCGGAGUGGGCAAAGGCUGGAGGAGGUUGGCCGUGGAUCUUACGUGGGCGACGCUGGAGGAAGGGACGGGGGCGACCAUGUCGGAGGACGAGACGAGCCGCCGAUGCUGGAGUCGGGCCUGACAUGGGCUCCGAUGGGCACGACAUGAUGGAAGCUGGCCUGCUCCUGCCCACCGACUCGAGCGCUCACUCAUGGAGAGGGUCAGGCAGGAGCUCAAGAUCGAGCUCCAAGCAGGUUGAUGUGAAGUCAUGUCGAAUUCGUUGCAGGGGUUUCAAGUCAAAGAAUAGAGGAUGUGAGGGAGGAAAUUCUGAGGAAAAGGAGGGCUGGAAGCUGCCUGGGACACUUACCAGCAUCCUCAAGGAAUGGUGGCAGCAGCACUCAAGUAAGCCAUACCCUACGGUGAUGGAGAGCUAG
Molecule: messenger RNA, 954 nt
Organism: Miscanthus lutarioriparius
Lineage: Eukaryota; Viridiplantae; Streptophyta; Magnoliopsida; Poales; Poaceae
Source: the annotation of a GenBank genome assembly